This is a messenger RNA of Helianthus annuus (common sunflower), 1311 nucleotides long. Its product is annotated as 187-kDa microtubule-associated protein AIR9. The record is from RefSeq and is a predicted model, not a curated record. The transcript is spliced from 9 exons. Bases 754 to 1173 code for a protein of 139 amino acids. Lineage: Eukaryota; Viridiplantae; Streptophyta; Magnoliopsida; Asterales; Asteraceae.
UCUCUCCAUCCAAACCCUAAUCUUCCUCCAGACGCCACCACCGAAUCUUCUUUUGUUCGUCCUUUUCUUCAUCAAAAAUGUUAGAUUUCAUUAGUUACUACUAUGGAGAAAUCAGAGUCAGUGGUAGCCAAAACAAGAGAGGAGCAUAGAUUUCGACUAGUCGGAAGAGAGAGAGAAGAAGAGGGUGAUGGCGGAUUCAAGCGAUUCCGUAUCUGUUGAUAUGGAAACGAUUUAUCUUGGUUGAAAGCCCACUUAAGAAGCUAGCGGAAAAAAAGGAUGCUGGUGAUUAUAAACUUUAAGAAGAGGUUCAACUAAAGAGAGUUAUUUAGCAAUAUGUACAGUAUUCACUUCGAAACAUGGUAGUAGACACUGGAUUGACCAAUUUAGCAGUUUGGCUCUCAAGGCAAUGCUGGAGCAGAAGGCUUUAAUCGUCACAAAUGGGUCCAUGAAUAAUAAGAUCCCCACAUGUUCUGAUAAAGGUGGGCUUAGAUUCCGGAGCUGGUGCAAGAAUAGAAGCCGAACUUGCUGCAUGUGUAGUGUUUUGUUCUACUGGGAUCACUGCCGUUACUCCACAAUAUACUCUUGGGGUUAAGUUGCAUGGUAUCGGUGAUAUCUUCAUUUUGCUUAUUUUGUCGCAUCACUGCUGAUGUGGUGGCCGAAUCAUGUGUGCUGAAUAUUCAUCAAAUCAAAUGGUAAAAUAAUUCAGCCUUCACUCACCUGUUACAGUUACAGUUUGCUCAAACUCCUAUAACGAUGCAUCUCGGUUUCCCUGUAGUUUCUAGAGUCAAUGUGAAGGCGUUAUCGUUAUAUAGUUAUCCUGGUGAAGGAAUAUACUUUGGUGGCUAUGAAGGAUCAAGCAUCAUUAGUUGGUUUAGAGAAAAUAUGGACGGAACAAGUGUUCCUAUUAACGGUGCUAACUCUUAUAUAUAUGAAGUUACCGAUGAAGAUUACAAUUGCAGAUUAAUUUUUGGGUAUACACCAGUUCAUUCCGAUUUAGUUGUUAGAGAGCUGAAGAUGUCUGAGCCAACUAAUGGAAACUAUGAAGGCAUCAAAAAGCUUCUCAGUGAAGGUGCUGGCCUUGAGUGUUUGAUCAAACAGUUUUACGGAAGCACACUUCUUGAGGGCAGUCACCCAAUUCUUGAAUCAUUGAAAGAGAUUGAAAGAGAUGAGUGAAAUAGGAUGUCCAAAUGUAUCUGAAAAAAUGAGGUUGAUGUUGGUUUUAAUUCCCCCUGCAGUUUGAAUAUUUUUAUAUUGUUUUGUUAUCAUCACAAAGGAUGUGAUAAAUGAAUCUGAAGGUUACAUUAGGGAUAA